This is a messenger RNA of Micropterus salmoides (largemouth bass), 2962 nucleotides long. RefSeq names its product zinc metallopeptidase, STE24 homolog (gene zmpste24). The transcript has 9 exons. Gene Ontology annotation, cellular component: endoplasmic reticulum membrane. Lineage: Eukaryota; Metazoa; Chordata; Actinopteri; Centrarchiformes; Centrarchidae. Bases 339 to 1733 code for a protein of 464 amino acids. The record is from RefSeq and is a predicted model, not a curated record. Gene Ontology annotation, biological process: CAAX-box protein processing. Gene Ontology annotation, molecular function: metalloendopeptidase activity.
UGGUUUCCGUAGGGGUAGAAUUUGUUGCCACACGUCAUCGUCAGACUCGCAUCUCGCAUGAAUGGAAUGAUAUUAACUGUAAAAGCCUUGACUCAGAAAUGCAAACUGGAUGCAGACAUUUCCGAGUUAAUAUUUUUAGUCGGUGUCUGUCGAUCUAAAGCGGAACAGGUUUCCCUCAAGUCAGCUUGAAAGCGUUGUCUGUGUGUGUUCAGAGCUGAAGCUAAGUUAGCUGCUAGCCUGAAACUACCAGUCAGGCUAGGAAACGUUUAACCGUUAGUCUGCGAGCUACUCAUCGCUGCUCAAACAACAUAACGUUACACCAAAACAACUGAGCAAAGAUGGUUGAAUCUGUAUUUGAUCUCCCGGUGGAAAAACUGAUAUUUUAUGCUGUUUUGGGAUUUUCGUGGACAGUGUAUCUGUGGGAGGCAUACCUUUCUUACAGACAGAGGAGCAUAUACAGAUCGACGACACAUGUGCCACAGGAACUAGGGAAGAUCAUGGAUUCUGAAACGUUUGAGAAGUCACGUCUUUAUCAGCUGGAUAAAAGCAACUUCAGCUUUUGGUCUGGACUCUACUCUGAGACUGAAGGGACGUUGAUCCUGCUCCUGGGUGGUAUCCCGCUCCUGUGGGGUGUCGCUGGGUCUGUGACAACUCGCUUUGGGUUAAGUUCAGAGUACGAGAUCACCCAGUCACUCGUGUUUCUGAUGCUCGCCACGCUGUUCAGUGCCUUAACUGGACUUCCCUGGAGUCUGUACAACACAUUUGUCAUUGAGGAGAAGCACGGCUUCAAUCAGCAGACGAUGGGCUUCUUCCUUAAGGAUGCUGUAAAGAAGUUUGUUGUGACCCAGUGUAUCCUGCUGCCCGUCACCUCGCUCCUGCUGUACAUCAUCAAGAUUGGUGGAGACUAUUUUUUCAUCUAUGCCUGGCUCUUUACCCUGGCUGUUUCUCUGGUACUAGUAACAAUCUAUGCUGACUACAUCGCUCCCCUGUUUGACAAGUUCACUCCUUUGCCAGACGGAGAGCUGAAGACAGAUAUUGAGUCGAUGGCCAAGAGUAUAAACUUCCCCCUUACUAAGGUGUAUGUAGUUGAAGGUUCCAAGCGCUCGUCCCACAGCAACGCAUACUUCUACGGUUUCUUCAAGAACAAGCGCAUUGUGCUGUUUGACACUCUGCUGGAAGACUACUCGCCUCUCAACAAGUCUGGAGAGCCGCAGCCAGAGAGCGAUGAUUCAGCCAGUGACUCAAAAGCCAAGCCCAAGAACAAGAAACAAGGAUGCAACAACCCAGAGAUCCUUGCAGUCCUGGGUCAUGAGCUGGGCCACUGGAAGCUUGGCCACACUGUCAAGAAUAUCGUCAUCAGUCAGAUGAAUUCCUUCUUGUGCUUCUCGCUGUUUGCUGUUCUGAUUGGACGCAAGGAGCUGUUUGUAGCUUUUGGCUUCGAUAACAGCCAACCCACAUUAAUAGGCUUGAUGAUUAUCUUCCAGUUCAUCUUCUCCCCGUACAAUGAGCUUCUGUCCUUCUGUCUGACAGUCCUGAGUCGCAGGUUUGAGUUCCAGGCAGAUGCCUUUGCACGCAGCAUGGGCAAAGCCUCCGAGCUCUACUCUGCCCUCAUCAAGCUCAACAAGGACAACCUGGGCUUCCCCGUGGCUGACUGGUUGUUUUCCAUGUGGCACUAUUCCCACCCUCCCCUCCUGGAGCGCCUCAGAGCGCUGGGCAACGUCAAGCAGGACUGACGGGGCUGGAAGGGGGAGCGGCGACCGCUGCCUCCUGCAAAGGGCCUUCGCAGACCGCUCCUGGCCCUGUGACGCACCCCUGGUCUUUUUCAACCCCCCCCCCCUCCCCGCCUUUUAUCUUAUUUUAGUCAAUUCUCAACUUGCCAUACUUUCUAUUUUGUUCCCUUUGAAACUUUGUUUUAAACAAAACCAAAACAUAUCAGCACAAGCCAGCGUAAAAAAAAAAAAGAAAAAAAGAAUUGAAACUUGAAUUGACGUCUCCGCUCUUUCUCUAGAGACACCUAAUAAGCACUCACCUAGAGCAAUACUUCUGAGCAAUGUGUGUUCAGCAAAAGCUAUUGUCAUUGAAAUUAUUUAAUUUCUGUACAUUUUCAUUAUAACUUUGUCCUAAAAGAUUUUUACUUGCUGGACUAUGUGUUUCUGUUGUGAUGUGUACAUGACAUCCAACUGUUAACGGCAUAAGUCUUUUUAUAGCUUUAGUUUAUAAAGUGGUUAACCUAAACAGUUUUAUUUAUUGUGGAUUUAAAAAAAAAAAAAACAAGAAAACAUAUGAUUGGUGGGCAGACAGACAACUUCAUACAUACUCAUGACAAUGCUCUUCGCAGAUACACAGGCCAGAAUUUGAUUUGUCCUUCAAGUGCAACUGUUUCUUUUCGAAGUAUCUCUAGGCAAGCUCAAGAGUAAAAAUGUUAAUGUAGUCAUCAACUCAAAUUCUCAGUUUUGCAUGAGGAACUAUCUAGAUGCUUUGUCACAGUGAAUAAACAUGAGGGCCUCUAAUUAACUCUGUUUUUGUUCAUAUAAUGGACACCUCAUGAACAAAGCGGUGCAGAAGAUUUCAUUUAAAUUUAGGUUGGGACUUGUUAUUCAUUUUUUACAUGCAUUGGCGGGGGGGGGGGGUUAUUUUACUUUUUCUAAAGCACUUGCUUGCCGACUAGAUUCCAACCUUACCUGUACAUAUGUAACUUUGAUGAUUAUAGUAAUGGCGUAUGGUGUGAAUUGUGAAAAAUGUUGAAUGUGGUUUAAAAUUUUGUUUCUUAGUUUCUUCUCUUGGUUUUGGGCCGGAGUGAGCCUUGAUUUUCCUGGCAAGCAAAUAUUUAUAGGGGACUUGGGGAAGGGGGGAAGGAGGUCUGCAAGGCUCCUUCCACCACAUAAGCCAGUGCUUGGUUUGUUCAGUGAGGGGACUGUAUACUUUGUUUGCAGCAUUGAAUAAAAUCCUUCAAAGCAUUCCA